This is a messenger RNA of Cannabis sativa, 1263 nucleotides long. RefSeq names its product cytochrome b-c1 complex subunit Rieske-4, mitochondrial. The transcript is spliced from 3 exons. The record is from RefSeq and is a predicted model, not a curated record. Gene Ontology annotation, biological process: mitochondrial electron transport, ubiquinol to cytochrome c. Gene Ontology annotation, molecular function: quinol-cytochrome-c reductase activity; 2 iron, 2 sulfur cluster binding. NCBI's taxonomy places the organism in Eukaryota, Viridiplantae, Streptophyta, Magnoliopsida, Rosales, Cannabaceae. Gene Ontology annotation, cellular component: membrane. Bases 183 to 1007 code for a protein of 274 amino acids.
CAAUGGGUGUAGGCAGUGGCCGUGGCAGCCCCUUAGCCCUAAAUUGAAUCGUUCUUCGUUCUUGCCCUUUUUCUCAUCAUCGUCUUCUUCUUCUUCUUCUUCUUCUUCUUCUCUCAAUACUCUCUGAGAUUGUGUCGUUUCCUCUUCUCUCCGCCGUUCCCUAACGUCUCUUCCAGGGAAAGAUGUUUAGAAUUGCAGCGAAGAAGUUCUCUUCUCUUUCAAUCGCUCCAUGGAGGACGAACCAGGCGGCGGCGGCCACUGCCUCUUCAAUAGUCCCUCGUUAUCUCAACUCCGAUAACGAUUCUUCUUCUCAGCUCAGAUCUUUCCCUUUCACUACCGACUUUCAUAUUCCCACCAGAGGUUUUGCUUCUGAUUCACUUACCCCAUCAAUGGAACACGAUAGCUUAAUCUCGGACAUUCCAGCAACUGUGGCAGCGGUUAAGAACCCAACCUCGAAAAUCGUAUACGAUGAGUACAACCACGAGAGAUACCCACCUGGGGAUCCCAGCAAGCGUGCAUUCGCCUAUUUCGUCCUCACAGGCGGAAGGUUUGUAUACGCUUCUCUGAUUCGCCUCCUUGUCCUUAAGUUUGUGCUGAGUAUGUCCGCCAGUAAGGAUGUGCUUGCUCUAGCCUCACUCGAGGUCGAUCUCUCAAGCAUCGAACCCGGAACCACCGUCACCGUUAAGUGGAGAGGAAAGCCAGUCUUCAUCAGGCGCCGAACUGAAGACGACAUCAAGCUGGCAAACACCGUUGACCUCGGCUCUCUCCGUGACCCUCAACAAGAUGCCGAGAGAGUCAAAAACCCCGAGUGGCUUAUAGUUGUGGGGGUCUGCACGCAUUUGGGUUGCAUUCCUUUGCCAAACGCAGGUGACUUCGGUGGAUGGUUUUGUCCAUGCCACGGCUCCCACUACGACAUUUCUGGAAGAAUCCGUAAAGGACCAGCACCAUACAAUUUGGAGGUACCCACAUAUUCGUUCUUGGAGGAGAACAAACUAAUGAUUGGUUAAGCAAGCGGACUCGAUUUGUAGAGGGGUCCUUGUUUAUUUUGGGAUUCAGAAUUUUUUGUUCUGUUUUAAAGUUCAUAAAGAUAACGUCGAAGAUUUGUGAAAAAAAAAACGUCUUUUUUCAAGUUUGAAUUGAUAAUGUAACUUUAUGUCGAUGGGAUUCUAAAUAAGUUGCCUAGCUUUUGCUGAGCAAGAAAAAUAUGUUGAAUUUUUGCUUAUUCAUUAUUCUCUUUAAAAUUAAACACCUUUGUCAAUGUCA